UAAACUCACUUCUAUGAUUUACACAAAGAUAUGGACCAGAACCACAUGGAACGGGAAAGUGGGGGCUGCUCACCCUCUGCCCCUGAGGAGCAUCCAUCAAAGUGGGGCCAGUGCCCCUGCCUGGGUCCCUUUCCCUACGAGAUCUCCCCAGCCUUGCUCCAUGGUACCUGCCGGCCCCUCCCUGCCUUUGUGACUUCGGGGCACUUGACCUUUGGCCUGCUGGCAGCCACAGCCCUUCCCAGGCUCUCCAGCCUGGCCUGUCACCACCCACAGUUAAGCAGGACCAAAAAAGUCAUCCUUCAUCCCACACCAAACUAUUUCACGCAUACACCCCUCUCUGCCAUCACUUUACCCCCAAGAGUCAUCCCAUAAGACAAAUAAUAUUUUGGGGAAAGGAAGAAAAAAAUCAAAACAUCAAAUCGAUACAUUGAAAAAAAAAUCCAAAUCCUGUGCAAUUUGAAACCUUCCAUCCAAGCUUAUCAACCUUCCGUCCCCAUGAAAGCCUUGGUUAGCUACCACUACCUGCCUGCCACCGAGCAGACCUCUGAUGCAUCCUGGUGCGUGAGGCUGGCCACGGUUGUGUCCCCGAAGACCAUCAGCUCCAUGGAGGCCGAGCUCUCACCCCAAUUCCAGGCUGAAACCCCGACCCCCAGGAUGCCCCGGACCUUCAGUUCCAUGAGUGCGGAUAGCGCGCCUCGGUUCGAGGCGGGGACCCCGACCCCCAGGAUGCCCCGGACCUUCAGCUCCAUGAGUGCGGAUAGCGCGCCUCGGUUCGAGGCGGGGACCCCGACCCCUAGGAUGCCCCGAACUGUCAGCUUCACGAGUGCAGAGAUGGCAUCUCGGUUAGAGGUGGGAACCCCGACCCCCAGGAUGCCCAGGGCCGUCAGCUCAAGUGCAGAGAGCACACCUCGGUUCGAGGCGGGAGCCCCGGCGCCCAGAAUGCCCAGGGCCAUCAACAACACGAGUACAGAGAUGGCUCCUCGGUUCGAGGCGGGGACCCCGACCCCCAGGAUGCCCCGGACCAUCAGCUCCAUGAGUGCGGAGAUGGCUCCUCGGUUCGAGGCGGGAACCCCGACCCCCAGGAUGCCCCGGACCGUCAGCUCCACCAGCGCAGAGAUCGCCUCUCGAAUCGAGGCAGGAACCCCGUCUCCCAGAAUGCCCAGAACCGUCAGCUCCACCAGCGCAGAGAUCGUGUCUCGAUUCGAGACGGGAGCCCCAACCCCCAGAAUGCCUCGGAUGCUGAAUAUCAGGACCUCUACCUGCCUUUGCUGAGGGACUGAAGUCAGGCUCAGUCAGGCCUUCCAGAGGCUUUGAGUGCAGGAGGCCCACGGCAGGCAGGGGCUGGCCCUGAGCUGAGCCCUGGAGGUCCAGCACCUCAAGCAGGAGGAAACCCUUCCCUAGCAGAGGCCGGGCCAGCUCCCCCGGGAGGAUCCUCUGGCCAGCUUCCUGAUUUCCUCCCCCACACCCCCUGCUCCAAGCCCCCAUCUCUCCUGGGCCCCCGCCACUCGCUGAGUGGACGGUGAAUCACUGGGGGAAAUGACUGAACGUGCAAGGGAGGCCUUCAGAGGCGGGCCGGAGCCUGGGCAGGAAGGCCGGCCUCCAGAGGAUGCCUUUGGGAGCCGGGCCAGGGGGCCUGGGUCACCCCUCGGGGAAGGGGGAGGAGGAAACCCUUCUCAGCUGUUUUUGAAUUUCAUUUCCAAAAAAAUUGCCAGGAUGUCCUUCCCUAAACAGGGAUGUUGGUGCAGGGAAACAGAGGUGGGGCUGCCUCCGAGG
This is a messenger RNA of Antechinus flavipes (yellow-footed antechinus), 1773 nucleotides long. RefSeq names its product proteoglycan 4-like. Lineage: Eukaryota; Metazoa; Chordata; Mammalia; Dasyuromorphia; Dasyuridae. Bases 496 to 1272 code for a protein of 258 amino acids. The record is from RefSeq and is a predicted model, not a curated record. The transcript has 3 exons.